CCUCGUUCACUUCUUAGUUUGUUCGUCAUUUUUCGGAAAACCUCGGCGUUCCCUCUCUCUCGCUCGCUCGCCCACCGCCUCCCUCCUUCGCUCCGAUCCAUCCGUGGUCCCAAAGCGGCGGCAACUGAUGCUGCUGGCCGGUCGCCCUCUAAAAAAAAAAAAAAACUUGCGCAAAAUCUUUUUCCUCCUCCUCUUUUCCCUUUGACUUGUCUGAAAAAGCAGCACCGUUUUUAACGUCCAUUUUGUGUCAAGCUCGGCAGGACGCAGGUGCGUGAAAACUGGGACAAUUGGCGUGCACUUUGACGGCGGAUGGCUGCGGUUCUCUUGACGAGUCCCUCCUGGCGGGAUCUGAUGUGCUCGUCUGAGUGCUUUUGAAGACUUUUCCUCCCCCGAGGAAAAGAGCGGAUGCACUUUUGAGUGAUUCCAGAAAAUAAAGGAUGACUGGGUGAUGAAACAGCCAUGAAGCCUGAACUGAAGGGAAUUAUGAUGCGCUUCCCGAUUCUUUACCGUCGUAUUUGCUUUCUGCUCAUUUUCGACUUCCCGACACUACUUGGCCAGUUUUUGCCGGAGGAGAGGGCCGGCCAAGGCUUGCUGCUCUUCAGCCAGCCCGUCUACAACGCCUCCAUCUUUGAGAACUCCGCUUCCAGGACCUAUGCCGGAAGCCAGGUCAAAAUGGGCAUCCUCCUCGUCCGAUCGUUUGACGUUAAGUUCUCCAUCGAGUCCGGCGACAGCGAGGGCGUCUUCCAGGCAGAGGACUUUACCAUGGGGGAUUUCUGCUUUCUACGCAUACGAACAAACACCGGUGCCAUGCUGAAUCGGGAAGUGCAAGACAAUUACACUCUGACGGUCAAGGCUUCCGCCCAAGGAGGCCUGGAGGCAAUGGCCACUAUCUACAUCAAAGUCCUGGACAUGAACGACCUCCGUCCUCUCUUCUCUCCCACCUCUUAUUCGUUCGUGGUGUCUGAGAGCACCCCUUUGGGCGCCAGCAUCGGCCGUGUGACGGCCACCGAUGCCGACGUGGGUUCCAACGGCGAGUUCUACUACUUAUUCAAGAGCAAAGUGGACCUCUUCGCCGUGCACCCCACGAGUGGCGUGGUCACGCUGACUGGCCGCCCCAGGAUGGACAACCGGGACCUCAUCGAGUUGGAGGUGCAGGUGGUGGACCGAGGGAUGAAGCUCUACGGUAGCAAUGACAUCAGCAGCACGGCCCGACUGGUGGUCAGUGUGACGCAGAUAAAUGAGUUUGCCCCAAUUCUGAGGGCGGUUGCCGUGGCCCCGUCGUGGACCGACCAAAACCCGGUCUUUGCCAAAGUGGCGGUGGAGGAUAACGAUGACGGGGUGAGCGGGUACAUAGAGUGGGUGUCCAUCAUCGACGGUGACCCACUUGAACAGUUUGUGAUUGAUCGAUCGCCACUCGUUGCGAAUGAAUAUUGGGUCAGAGCGUCACAGCAGUUCGACUGGGACAGAUACCCUUACGGCUGCAACUUAACCUUCCAGGCUAAGGACAGGGGCAUCCCUCCUAAGUUCUCGAACACUCAAUUGCUUCAGUUGUUGGUCACAAAGCCCGAACCGACACUGGGGAGUUUCGAGAAAGACGUUUAUGAAGUGGUGUUGAGUGAAAUUGCUCCCCCGGGGACUGUUGUCGAGGUGCUGAGAAUCUCCCCGGCUCCCGCGAGUGUCAAUUACAGCUUCUGCAGCCUCUCGGAACUAAUGUACUUUGAUAUCAAUCCGUCGACCGGCGUUAUUAUGACCUCGAGGCGACUGACAAGGAUUUCACAGAUUUUCAUGGAGAUGGAAGUGUUCGAGGCUGUAAGUCUUCUGAGAGCAAAGGUCCGCAUCACCGUGGAGGAUGCUAAUGACAACUCCCCAGUUUUCAGCCGGCCAUUUUAUGAUGUUUCCAUCAAUGAAAGCUUAGCUGUCGGCACCGUUUUUCUCAUUGUUUCAGCCGUGGAUGAAGACAGAGGAGAGAACGGCUACGUCACGCACACAAUUAACGGUGAGCCUUGGCUUCCUUUCGCCGUGGACCAAGACACGGGGGAGCUGAGGAUCACGCGAGACCUGGACUUUGAGUCGUCCGAAGAAAUCUACACGUUUGCUGUGCGAGCCUCGGACUGGGGUUCGCCCUACAGACGGGAGAGCGAGGCCAACGUCACGGUCCGUUUGAUCAACAUAAAUGACAAUGCGCCGGUCUUUGAGAGGGUCUCCUGCAGAGGGAUGAUUGGCCGGGAUUUCCCUGUCAGCCAAACCAUCGUCACCCUGUCGGCUCUCGACAUGGACGACCUCGGUAUGGUCAAGUACGAGGUCAUCUCAGGAAACGAGAUGAACUACUUUACCUUGGAAGCAGAGUCUGGUGCCUUGUCGCUGACGCGAUCAUUAGCGGGGGUGAAUUUAAAGAGCGGCAUGUUCAACUUGAAAGUCGUUGCCACAGAUGGCGAAAUGUCCUCCGCGCCCACCGAUGUAAAUAUAUCCGUCAUCAGGGGUUCAAUACCACCCCGAGGGCUCAGCUGCAAGGACACCCAGGUGGCCCAGUUGAUGGCUGAGAAAAUGCUCUCAAAGGCCUCAGCGAUGGCUCGCGUGAGACAGUUUGACAGGAGUCCAGAUGUCUUUUCCGUAAACAAACAAGCUCCGCAGUUCGAAGCCUUGCCUACAAGUAUUCUGGUUCGGGAGGACCUUCCACCGGGGGCCAGCGUGUUCCAGGUGAGGGCACGUGACGGCGACACCGGCUUCAACGGGCGUCUUCUCUUUUCCGUAGCUGAUGGCAGCAAAGAGGACUGUUUGACCGUGGACAUGGAGAGCGGCUUGCUGACCGUCCUGCGGCCGCUGGACCGCGAGCGAACCGACCGCUACUUUCUCAACAUCACCGUCUACGACCAAGGUGUCCCGCAGAUGUCCAAUUGGAGGCUCCUGACGGUUAUCGUGGAAGAUUCCAAUGACAAUGAUCCGCAGUUUGCUCAGGACUCAUUCACGGCGCUGGUUGCUGAAAACGCACCCUUGGGCACGCAGGUGGUCACCAUCUCUGCUAUUGACAAAGACGCCGCUCAGAAUGCGCAGCUGUCCUAUCUUUUGCUGACCAGCAUCCCUCAGUUCGCCAUCGACAGCGAGACCGGCGGUGUCUUUGUGGCCGGCCACCUGGACCGGGAGAGCUUUCCCACAUAUACUCUGAGGAUCGAGGCCAGAGACAAGGCCGAAAGAGGCAACCGGAGAUCGGCGGUGACCACGUUGAACAUCAUCGUGGAAGACGUCAACGACUGCGCCCCGUCCUUCAUCCCGAGUACUUACAGUGCUCGAGUGCUCGAGGACCUCCCACCGGGGGCUGUCAUUAUGUGGGUGCAGGCCAAGGACCCGGACAUCGGAUCCAGUGGACAAGUCCGGUACUCCCUCUUCAGUGACUUCAACGGCACUUUUGAGAUGGACGGUACGAGUGGCGUUUUGAGGAUCAGGAAGGAGCUGGACUUUGAGACGCAGGCGUUCUUCAACCUGACCUUACUCGCCGAAGACCAGGGAACGCCCACCCUCAGCAGCCUGACGUAUGUGGAGGUGGAGGUGGUGGACGUCAACGAGAAUUUGUACGCGCCCUACUUUGCCGACUUCGCCGUGAGAGGCUCGGUGAAGGAAAACUCGCGGGCGGGCACCAGCGUGCUGGCAGUGGACGCCAAGGACGACGACGAAGGGAGGGACGGCGCCGUGAAGUACUCCAUCCGAGGUGGCAGCGGGCUGGGCGCCUUCACCAUCGACGAAGACACAGGGGUGAUUUACACAGCAGGCAUCCUGGACUGCGAGAGCAAGGACUCCUAUUGGCUGACGGUGCACGCCACAGACAGAGGGGUCACGCCGCUCUCCGCUUCCGUCGAGGUCUUCAUCCAGGUGGAAGACGUGAACGACAAUGCGCCGCUCACCUCGGACCCCAUUUACCACCCGUCGGUGUUGGAGAACUCGCCCAGGGACGUGUCGGUGAUCCGCAUCCAGGCGCAGGACCCCGACCUCACCGCCACGCCGAGCCGCCUCACCUACCGCAUCACCGCCGGCAACCCGCAGAACUUCUUCUACAUUAACCCCAAAACAGGCUUGAUCACCACGACGGCAAGGAAGCUGGACCGAGAGCAGCAGUCGGAACACUUCCUGGAGGUGACGGUCAUCGACGGGCCGGUGACAACCCGCCAGUCCACCGUGUGGGUCAUGGUCCACGUGGAGGACGAGAACGACAACCCGCCCGUCUUCCCUGAGGUCACCUACCGCAUCCGGCUGCCUGAGCGCGACCGCAAUCGACGCGGCGAGCCCGUCUACCGGGUCUUCGCGCACGACCGCGACCUGGGCGUCAACGCCAACGUCAGCUACAGCAUUGUGGACGGCAACCAGGACGAGACCUUCAGUGUGGAUCCGCGCACCGCCAUGGUGGUGUCCAAGAAGGCGGUGGCGGCCGGCACCCACCAUGUCCUCACGAUCAAAGCGGAGGAUGGCGGUGACCCGCCGCUGUGGUCCACGGUCAAGCUUCACGUGGAGUGGAUCGGCAGGCCUGCGCCCUCGCCGCUGCCCCUGCUGUUCACCCAGCGCUGCUACAACUUCUCUGUGCCCGAGACGGCCUCUGUGGCUCAGCCCGUGGGAGUGGUCGCCGUGAGCCAGUCCAACACCCCAGUUUGGUUCAACAUCAUGGGAGGACGCGUGGCCAGAGAAAUGUUCUACAUUCCGCAGAACGCGUGUGGGAGGAACUGCUCUCUCGACACAGGUAGCUUCGAUAUGCAAUUUGACCUCCAAGUGGGCGUGGGCACCCUGGUAGUGGCCAGACCGCUGGACACCGAAGUGCAGGCCAUUUACAACAUGACGGUGCAGGUGACGGAUGGCAACGCUGUUGCCACCACACAGGUGUUCAUCCGGGUCCAGGACAGCAAUGACAACCCUCCAGUGUUCUCGCAGCCGGCCUACGACGUCAGCGUUUCCGAGGAAGCGGCGGUGGACACGGAGCUGCUGCGCCUGCGGGCGUCGGACAUGGACGAGCGCAGCCGUCUCAGUUUCUCCAUCUACGGCAGCGUGGACCCGGCUAGCAUGCGGUUGUUCCGGGUCAACCCGGGCACAGGGGCAGUCUACACGGCCGACCGGCUGGAUUACGAGGCCCACACGCAGCACAUCCUCACCGUCAUGGUCAAGGACCAGGAGUUCCCAUUCAACCGGGACUUGGCUCGGAUCCUGGUGGCAGUGGAGGAUGCAAACGACAACGUUCCCUACUUCACUAGCACAGUUUACGAUGCUGUCGCCUAUGAAUCUUCUCCCGUUGGUACCGCGGUCCUGCAAGUCAUGGCACUGGAUAAGGACAAUGGGAUUAACGGGCAACUCACUUACACCAUACAAGCAGGCAACACAGGCGGCGUGUUCAGCAUUAACAACAACACGGGCAUCAUCUUCAUCGCCAAGGACCUGGACAUCACUUCUGUAGGCUCUUACACGCUCACCGUGCGAGUCACGGAUGGCGGUUUUCCACCACUAACGGCCACUGCUUCUGCUCGCGUAUCCUUGACGCUCUCCGAUUUAUCCACACCCAAAUUCUCUCAGAAGGAGUACCAGGCCGAGAUCAUGGAAAACAGCACGGCCGGAGCUCAUGUAAUCACAGUGAGCGCCCUGAGCCGCUCCGCACUCGUUUAUGACAUCACCAGGGGCAAUGAGGAAAAGUGCUUCUUCAUUAAUCACCACACGGGGGUCAUCAGCACACGCAAACGCUUUGACUUUGAGAAAACGGCAUCCUACUUCUUGAUGGUCCGCGCCUCCAGCAUGGCGGGCACAGAGACUAGCGCCGCAGUUGUCGUUCAAGUGGGCGACGUCAACGACAACGCUCCCAUCUUCCAGCAAUUAAGGUACGCGGGGUCCAUCAGCGAGGCGGCGCCGGUGAACAGCGUAGUCCUCGGAGAUGACGGCAACCCACUCGUCAUCCGGGCGACGGACGCCGACCGCAAUCACAAUGCCUUGCUGGUGUUCCAGAUCAUAGACGAGACUGCUCGCAUGUUCUUCAGCGUGGACCCUGGGACCGGAUCCAUCAGGACGAUUGCCAGUGUGGAUUAUGAGACCUUCCCCGAGUUUGCCUUCAGGGUUCACGUCCGAGACAGUGGACAGCCGCCUAAAAGUGCCGACAGUCCUGCCGAGGUGCUCAUUAAGGUGAUCAACAUCAACGACUCGCCGCCAAGAUUCUCACAAGACAUGUACGAGAGCAUCCUCUUACUGCCCACCUACCCUGGAGUGGAGGUCCUCCGUGUGGAAGCCUUCGAUCCCGACGUCAUUUCGCACCCAGACAACAAGACCCCCCAACUGGUCUACUCUCUGGUGGACCGCAACCUGGAACACUUCUCGGUGGAGCGCAGCAACGGCGUGGUGACGGUCAUCAAUCAGAACCUCAGCAAGGACCGUUAUCGAUUCAACGUGAAGGUUUGGGAUGGUCGUUUCUCCAGCGUGGCGUUGGUCACUGUACUGGUCCGCCAAGCCAUCAACAGCGGUUUAUCCUUUGCCGCCCCGUUUUACGCCGCCACCGUUCAAGAAAACACCAGCAACGUGAGCGUCCUGGCUGUGGUCAACGCCGCUGGCCAGCGCCUCAACGAGCCACUGAAAUUCACACUGCUCAACCCCGGGGGGCUCUUCACUGUGAGGCCCACCUGCGGGGCUUUGCUCACCGUCGGCAUCCCGUUUGACCGUGAGGAACGGGACAGCUACGAACUGGUGGUGGAGGUCCGUAGGGAGGAGGAAGUACUGAAAGUGGCCAGAGUCAAGGUCACAGUACAGGUUGAGGACGACAACGACAACGCCCCCGAGUUCGUCAACCUCCCGUACUACGCGACGGUGCGGGUGGAAGCAGAACCCGGAUCAUCCAUUUUCACGGUAACCGCCACCGACCGUGACUUGGGCGUGAACUCUCAGGUGACCUACCGCCUCAAGGACCCGCACAGGAACUUUCAGGUGAACCCAUUGACGGGUGAGCUGACACUCAAGCGAGCCUUCGAAGCCGACCUGUCCAACGGCGAGUUGAAGGUGGUGGUCGUGGCGUCGGACGGCGGCACCCCCUGUCUGUCCGCUGAAGUGGAGCUUCCUGUCAACGUGCUGAACAAAGCCAUGCCGCUGUUCGACAAGCCCUUCUACGGCAUCACCGUGCCCGAGGACGUAGCCGCGUCCACCUCGCUGCUGAGCGUCAAGGCCAGCAGCCCCAUGGGGCAGCCCAUCAUCUUCACCCUGGCUGGCGGCGACCCAUCACUGCAGUUCGACAUCGGCUUCGACACGGGCACGAUCAGCGUGCUCUACCCGCUGGACUACGAGACGGCGCCAUACUACCGCCUCACGGCCAGGGCCACCGACGCGCUGACGGGCGCCAGGUCCGAGGUGGACGUGGACGUGGUGGUGCUCGAUGUCAACGACAACGCACCCGCCUUCCGGAAGCCGGCGUACUCGGCCGUGAUUCCUGAGAACGCCAUGAUCGGAACUAGUGUCCUGCAGGUGUUUGCUCAGGAUCAAGACUCGGAUAAGAACUCCAGGGUGAGCUACGAGAUCGUUCCGGACAUCCACAACAGCAGCGACUACUUCCACGUAGAGCGCGACAGCGGCCUGCUCCUGACAGCGCGGCUGCUGGACUACGAGCGCGCCCGGCGCUUCAACUUCGUGGUGCGUGCGACGGACGGCGGCAGGCCGGCGCUCAGCAGCGACGUCAGCGUCACAGUGGGCGUCGCCGACACCAACGACAACCCGCCCGACUUCAGCCAGAUGCUGUACGAGGCCUUCGUCAGCCAGCUGGCACCGCGAGGACACUUUGUCACCUGCGUUCAGGCCUCGGAUGCCGACAUGGGCGACGCCCAGAGGCUCAGGUACAGCAUCCUGUCUGGUAACGAGCGCAUGACGUUCUCCAUGGAGGCGGAAAGCGGCAUUCUGCGUCUGUCUAACAAGAGGCGACAGGGCAUGAAGCUGUCGUAUCAUCUCAACGUGUCCGUGUCUGACGGCGUCUUCACCAACACGGCUCAGGUGGUGGUGUAUGUGUUAGGAGCCAACCUGUACAGUCCAGUGUUUAGUCAGAGGUUCUAUCUGGCAGAGGUCCCAGAGAAUGCGCUGCCUGGUUCAAAGGUCAUCCAGGUGCGCGCCACCGACGAGGACUCGGGUCUGUUCGGCCAGAUCACCUAUUCCUUCAUCAACGACUUAGGGAAGGCUGGCUUCACCGUGGACGCCGACGGUCUCAUUACGACCGCGCAGAGGCUGGACCGAGAGGACCCUCUCAACAAAGACAUCCUGCUCACUGUCAUGGCACUGGAUGGAGGAGGCCGGGCGUCAUUCUGCACCGUGCGAGUGGUGCUGGCGGACGAGAACGACAACGCGCCGCGCUUCCGGGCGGUGGAGUACCGCAUGAGCAUCAAGGCCGACGUGGGCAAAGGCUCCCUGGUCACGCAGAUCCAAGCCAGUGACCCCGACGCCGGCGCUAACGGCAGGAUUGUCUACUCGCUCUACAGCGAGGCGCGCUUGUCCCUAGUCGACGUCUUGGAGGUGGAGUCGGACAGCGGCUGGAUGAUGACAAAGAGCUCGGUGUCCCACCUCCAGGGCACCGUGCUGUCCUUCUUCGUCAAGGCCACCGACUGCGGCUCGCCGGCCAAACACUCGCUGGUGUCGGCCUUCAUCCAUGUGGUGCCCCCCGCCGCCUUCAUCCCGUCCUUCAGCCAGCCCCAGUACUCCUUCACCGUCCCCGAGGACACGCCAGUCGGCACUGCGUUGGGCUCCGUCUACAUGGGCCCGGGCCAGAGCGCCGUCUUCUCCGCCGUGGCCGGGGAGACGGUCGACAGCAACCGGGGCGGCACUUUCCUGGUGGAGGCCGACACGGGGCUGGUCCGCCUGGUCAAGGCGCUGGACUACGAGCGCUUCCCCGUCUACCGCUUCAAGGUGGCCGCCGCCACCCGCAGGGACCUCAUCGAGGCCAUCACCAGCGUAGACGUGGAAGUCAAGGUCAUGGACGUGAACGACAACGAGCCCGUGUUUGAGACAGACACGUAUGUGGCCACAGUGAUGGAGGGCAUGCCCGUGGGCACCAGGGUAGUCCAAGUGCGAGCGCUGGACCCCGACUGGGGCUCCAACGGUCAGGUGAUGUACAGUCUGGCAGAGGGGCCGUCGGCCGCCACUUCCGUUUUCUCCAUCGACAGCAAGACGGGCUGGAUCACCACCGCCGCCACCAUGGACCACGAGGCGUGCUCCAGCUACAGCUUCCGCGUCGUGGGGUCCGACCUGGGCGAAUCGCGCUCGCUGCGGUCCGGUGCCGCCGUCACGGUGGCCGUGUCGGACGUCAACGACAACCCGCCGCGCUUUCAACGGGAGCUGUUUCGCGGUGCCGUGAAGGAGAGCGACCCGCCCGGAGAGGUGGUGGCCGUGCUCAAGACCAGCGAUGACGAUGGGACCGACCAGAACCGCAUGGUCAGCUUCUACAUCACCGGCGGGAACGUGGGCGGCGUAUUCGGUCUGGCGCUGGUGCAAGGCGAGUGGAAGGUGUACGUGAGCGGGCCGCUGGACCGCGAGCGUCAGGACCGCUACCUGCUUAACGUGACGGCCAGCGACGGCCUCUACGUGGCCCGCGCGGCCGUGGAGGUCACCGUCAUGGACGCCAACGACAACAGCCCCGUCUGCAACCAGGCGGUGUACAGCGCCUCGUUUCCCGAGGACGUGGCGGCCAACAAGGGCGUGCUGACGGUAGGCGCGUCCGACAUCGACUCGGGCUCCAGCGCCGAGAUCCAGUACUCGCUCUUUGGCAUUGGCGUGGAAGACUUCUACAUGGAUGCCAACACUGGCGAGCUUCGCACAGUGGCACCCUUGGACCGUGAGAGCCGUCCCGCUUACAAGCUGAUCGCCCAAGCCACGGACGGCGGCGGUCUCUUCUGCCGCUGCGAUGUGUCUCUGGUGCUCCUGGACGUCAAUGACAACGCGCCGUCCUUCGCCUCCUCGCGUUAUGUGACCAGCGUGUACGAGAACGCCGCGCCCAACACGCUACUCACGCGACUGCAGGCCACUGACCCGGACCAAGGCCUCAACCGGACGAUUGUCUACUCCCUGGUGGACUCGGCCAACGGCUUCUUCUCCAUCGACCCCGUGUCCGGGGUGGUGGUCCUGGAGAGACCCCUGGACCGAGAGAGCCAAGACUCAUACCGGCUCCGUGUUCGGGCCACAGACCAAGCCGGGCUGCAGGGGGCGCUCUUCACACAGGUGGAGCUGACCGUGCUGGUCCUGGACGUGAAUGACAACGCACCAGUGUUCCAGAAGCGCGAAUACACCGUCACCGUGCCCGAGGAUGUCGCGGUGGGCACCGAAGUGCUGCGGGUGCUGGCCACCAGUGCCGACAUCGGGCCCAAUGCCGAGAUCUCCUACCGGAUCCGCUCAGGCAACGAGAUGGACAAGUUUUCGAUUGAUAGGAACCUUGGCUCCAUCUCGGUGGCCGACGAUCUGGACUUUGAGGUGUGCAAGGACUACUACCUGACGGUGGAGGCCUGGGAUGGCGGCAGCCCGCCCCUCAGCGCUGCCACCAUGGUCACCGUCCAGCUGAUGGACGUCAAUGACAACGCCCCGGCCUUCAGCCAGGACGUCUAUAACGUCCUUGUCAGCGAGGACGCGCCGGUCGGCCAAUCCAUAACCAGGUUGCUGGCAGAGGACCUGGACAGUCAGGUCAAUGGACGCAUCACCUACUCCAUCCUGAAAGGCGACCGGAGUAACCACUUCUGGAUCGACCCGGUCACAGGGUUGCUGAAAGUCAAUAAGCGUCUGGACCGCGAGCUGGUGUCCCGCUACGCUCUGUCAGUGCAGGCCUUCGACAGCGGCUCGCCCGCCAUGUCCUCGGCCGUCACCGUCAACGUGGACGUCGCCGACGUGAAUGACAACCCACCAGUCUUCAGCCCGCCCAACGCCACCGCUGUGGUCCAGCUGAACCAAGCUUCAGGCAGCGUCCUGCUACGUCUGUCCGUCGACGAUAAAGACUCCCCCAGAAACGGCCCGCCCUUUGAGUUCCACCUCGUUUCUGGGAAUGAGGACGAUUUCUUCACUCUGGACCAGACGGGAACGCUGAGGUCUAGCCGUGAGUUCAGCCCCGAGUCCCCCCGGGAGUUCACCCUCGAGGUCCAGGUGAGCGACUCCGGCCAGCCUCCUCUGAUCUCGUCCUCGUGGGUGUUCCUGCGGGUCAUCGGGAACAGUCAGUACAAGCCUGCCGUCUCUCCCCUGGAAAUCUUCGUGGUGACGGCGACCGACACGUUCCAGGGCGGCCCGAUUGGUCGCAUCCACGCCACAGACCGCGAUCCCAGCGACGCGCUGUCCUUCAGCCACAGGCCGCAGGAUAACAGCAUGUUUAGCAUCAACAGGCAGGACGGAAGUGUGACGGCUCUACCGGGCCUGGAGCUGGGCAGGUAUCAAAUGAAUGCCACCGUGAGCGACGGGCGCUUUGCCGUGAUUGCCGACGUCUCGGUCCGAGUGGAACAGGUGACAGACGUCCUGCUGCGUAGCGCCGUCACCCUCAGGUUCCGCUCGCUGUCUCCCGAGGACCUGCUGGGCCGCUACCUCAACCAGAUCCGGCUGACGUUGCGGGCGCUGGCGGGCUGGAAAUGGUCGGCCGGACAGCAGGACCCGCUCCACAUCCUCGGCGUGCAGCCGGUGGACGGGACGUCCGACGUGGACCUCCUCGUGGCCGUUGAGAGGCCGGAGAAGCCCGGUGGUGGGGGGCGGAUGGGGGGCUUCUACACGCCCCAGGAGGUGGCCGCCAAGCUACGGGAGGCAAGGGGGCAGCUGCGAGGGGUCCUGGCCGGAGCGGUGGCGGUGGGCGGCGUCUGCUCCGGGGAGCUGGAGUGUGGCGACAAGGUGUGUGAGCAGAUGCUGGCCAUGGAGGCCGGCUCGCUACUGACUUACACCACAGAGAGGGUCAGCCUGGUGUCGCUGCCGUUUAGACGCAUUGAGACCUGCACCUGCCCCCGUGGGGCGUGCCCCGCUCCCGUGGAGCUGUGUGAAGGUCAGUCGUGUCCUGCGGACAUGCAGUGUGUUCGCUCUGGCCCGACGGCGCCAUCUGUCUGCCAGUGUCUACCUGAGCGACUGGAGGAGUGCGCUGGUCGAAGCUCUCUGAGUUUUUCUGGUAACAGCUACAUCAAGUACAAAGUGACUGAGAGCGGUCAGAGCGGUCAGAGCAGUCAGGGCGGCGAGAUGAAGCUGGGCCUGAGCGUCCGCACGCUGCAGACCAGUGGUGUCAUCAUGUUCACGAGAGUCAACCCGUGCACCAUGCUCAAGAUCGAAGGUGGCCGCCUUUGGUUCCAGCUGGACUGCGAUAACACGCUCGGCAUCAUGGGAAUCUCUGGGCGUCAGAUCAAUGAUGGGCUGUGGCACGCCGUGGCCUUGGAGCUGACCAGCAACUACACCCUCCUGUCAUUGGACGACAGCUACGUGGAGCGGCGGCGAGCUGCCCGAGCCCCCGUCCGCCUUUGGCCCGUCGCCCCGGAAUCCUCCUUCUUCUUUGGGGCGCAGGUUAGGCCUCCGGCGGCGGGUGGCCAAGGGGCGAGGGCCCAAGAUGGCUUCCAGGGCUGCCUGGGCCGGCUGACGCUCAAUGGGAGAGAGCUGCCGCUGCUGAAUAAACGCAGUCGUUACGCCGAGAUCGCCGGGCUGAGUGAGGUGGAGCCGGGCUGCGUCCUCUACCCGGACCCCUGUGUCAGCGCCCCCUGCCUCAACGGAGCCAUGUGUGCCAGCCUGCCCUUGGGCGGCUUCGGGUGCACUUGCAUCUCUGGCUUCACCGGGGGACGGUGCGAGAGCCCAGUGACGCCCUGCACGCCAAACCCCUGCCAGGCUGGUGGCGAGUGCCAGGCCAUGGAAGGCGGCGCUAGCGGAUUUGUCUGCGAAUGCCCACCAGGACUGAUUGGGCUUACAUGUGACGAAGACGUGGACGAGUGCGAGCACGCUGACUGCGGAAAUGGCGGCGAGUGCGUCAACACGCCGGGAUCCUUCUACUGCAACUGCACAAUGGGAGACGAGGACGGGACCUGCGGCGGGGCGGGUGACGGCUACGUAGACGACGACACCCAGGCGGAGCCACUGUCAUACGUCGGUCCCGGCGAAAUCAUCGGCAUCGGCGUCCUGGCCUUUGUCAUCAUCCUGCUCCUCAUCCUCUUUGUCAUCUUUCGGAAGAAGAUCCAGUUUCGAAAGGACUCGGCGGGGGCUGCGCCCGGGGGGGUCGCGGGCGUCAUGGCCGUGUCGGCCAUCACGGAGACCAGCUACAUGCUGCGCAAGACGGGAAUGGGCGCAGAAGGCAUCGAGUUCAAGGCUGUGCGCGUGUCAGGUUCGCCGGGGAAGGCGGGCGUCAUCGGCAGAGUCGACUGCGGCGACGUGGGCGGCGGCCUGACGGGACCGCCUCAGGUGGUGGUGAGACCCAACGCGCACUCGCCGCUGAUGGGCGGGAGACACAGCAGGGACACGGAUGAAAGCAGGCUGAGCAAGUUUCUGUCCGAGACCUCCAAUGUGCGCAGCAACCGUCGGGGCGUGGCCGUGUGCAGCGUGGCGCCCACCAACCUGCCCCCGCCGUCGCCCUGCCGACGCCUCAGCCGGCACAGCCCCGCUCACAAGGUGUCCUGGGACGGCGGGGCCAGCCACGCGCCGGCGGAAGUGAGGCGGCGUGACGAACGCGAAGACGAGUGGAGUCUGAGAGCCUUUGAGAUGGAGAGGACGGACGCCAGCGAAGGUAAGCGGUCAUCGCCUGUGCAGAGCGCCGCGAUUGGCCUUUCGUCAGACUCUACCCCGGAGGAGCUCAGCUCAUAUACGUCGGAGUCCUUCGAUGACAACGCCUCCAUCGUCACAGUCAUUCGUCUGGUCAAUGACACGGUGGACCACAUUGAAAGUGAAGUUACCAACCUGGACAAGGAGCAGUGGCAGCACAGUCCCACCUACCACUGGGACUCUUCCAGGCAGAGCUCCGGCUGGUUCUCGCCCUCCCGCCUGCGUCCACCUGAGGUGGGGUCCCACUACGACCUGAGCGACGCCCAGCAGAACAUUCGGCGGGGCGGCAGCACCCGCUCCCUGCAGCUGGACUACCCGAUCCAAGUGCCAAGCGGUGACAGAGGCCGGGAGUCAUUGUCGGAGGCAAGACGGAGGGCCUUCCAGUGGGAGAAGAACCAGUCGGGCGAGUGGCAGAGGACAAGAUGGCCGGGCGGGCAAGGGCGGCAACAGAGCAGCGAGGAAUCACCCGUUUACGAGGAGUACCGGGAGCCCCGGCGAGACUCUGAUCCCAGUGAGGAGACCGAGGCUCUCUACGACACCCUGCCCCCGACCCGGGAAGCCUAUGACGGCUACCCGUCCAGCCCACCGGGCCUCAGUUUACACCCGGCCCAGCUCCUGCCCCCCUUGCGGGCCUGGGCCUCGGGGAGUCGGGAGGGCGGCGGCGGAAAUCUUGGCUCUGCUGCCAUAACCGGUUCCGGGGAUGAGCUUGAGAGACUGUUGAACCUGGUGUCACUCCGAGCCAGGAGGGCCACGAGGACCAACAGAACCUCCACUGGGUCAGAACCUGCGGCGGGGGGGGGCGGAUUCAAAUGACCCGCCAGACUCUUGGCACGGACGAUACGCGGUGGCCCGGGGGGAAAAAAAAAAAUAGACAUCAGCCUCCCUCGUCUUGUCAGUGGCGCUCGUUUUUCCGGGUAAAGGAGUGUUUAACCGCAUGCGGCACGCCGCUUCAGAGAUGUUAUUAAGAUUAACGCCGUCUUUGUUUAAUCAUUUCAUUACUCGCCAGUUAUUUAUUUCACGAGGAGGUCGUUUGGCGGCCGAGCAGCACGAGCAUCAAAGCGAAAGAUAAUUAAAAGUAAGACACUUUUAAGACUGCGCACGCGCGCACACACAAACGCGCCGCCGUCUAUUCCAGGCCGUGUUUUAUCACUGUGAAUAAAUUGUGUACACCGUACGCAA
Messenger RNA from Hippocampus comes (tiger tail seahorse), 14901 nucleotides. It is a transcript of the gene fat3b, whose product is annotated as FAT atypical cadherin 3b. The coding region runs from base 460 to 14535 and encodes 4691 amino acids. Gene Ontology annotation, cellular component: plasma membrane. The transcript has 51 exons. Gene Ontology annotation, molecular function: calcium ion binding. Gene Ontology annotation, biological process: homophilic cell-cell adhesion. Lineage: Eukaryota; Metazoa; Chordata; Actinopteri; Syngnathiformes; Syngnathidae. The record is from RefSeq and is a predicted model, not a curated record.